UCAGGCUCGAGCGACAUAACUUGCUUCCACAUCUCGAUUACUUCAAAUCUCAUUUUUGCAUGAUUCUGUCAAUUAUAUUCUAACAUAUCUUCUGGAUUCAUUACUACUACUCUGUCAACACAAAAUGCAAGUUAAGUAAACAUUACUUUCAGCCAUGUAAUACAGUAAUGAGUAAAAAACUUACCCAACUCGAGAAGUCACUAAAAAGUUGACCAAGAUGGCGAACUAAACAACUGCACAUGCGCUUGUUUUGAUUCUGUCGGUACUUCCGCUUCAUGACAAACAGACUUCUUGACUGGGUUUGAGAGAAGUGUAGCGUAAUAGAGGAGAGAAGCGUUGGACAUUUCUAUUUAUUUAUCUACUCUGGUGAUACAUUUUAGACAUUCCUAUGACGUAAGGUGAAGACUUGAAUUGUAUAAAAUGGAUCCGGAAAAGUCAGAGGGUUCCCCUUCCACCCCUGUGGGUCAGUCAGCACCCCUUCCUGAGACUGCAGUAAACUGCCCAACUGACUCUACCUCUUCAGCAUUAGCCCCUGCCGACCAUAAGACAGAAGCAGACGUGGAUACCAAUAGCAGUGCUGAUCCCUUACCUUGCCCUGAUAAACAAGAGCAAACUCCAUUGGCUGAUAAAACAGUAGAUUUAGCUGUUCAACAAAUAUCAGCAUCUGAGCUUUCCGCUGAAAGUAUUGGCGUUUCAGAUGGUUCACAUGGUGCUGCACUGUCUCCCACCACUACUGCAGACAGUACUACUACUGCCAAGUCGGACAGCAACACUGAAGUUGUAGACCCCACUGACGACAUAAAACAAAACGUGGCUGUGUCAGCUGAAAGUUCCGCUGAAGCUGAUCAAGUUGUGUCCACUCAAAAUGAGGCUACGCUGGAGCCCGCAUCAGACCCCCAGCCAAAGUCGGAAGCCUCCAGCCCCGUGUCUCCCUCAACCUCGGGACAGGACAGUGGUGUGGGUCCGGACGACUCCGGUUCAGACAGCAACGCAAAGUCUCCGUCGCCUACCGAAGCUCAGCCCGGCCUCUCUGAGGACCAAGCCAAAAACCAAACUGUUGUUGCCGCCCCUGCAGACGCCAACGCGAGCCCAGGUUCUGAAACACCAGUUACAGUAUCUGACCUGGAUACACCGGGUAAAGAAGAGGAUUCGGCCACCUCCUCCGCCGUCAGUUCAGAUCCAUCGACAGUGGCAGCAGCUGUAGCUGCCGCCUCAGAUUCUGACCAAGAAAGUGUUUACUACAUCAAGUGGAUCGCUUUUGACCAGGCCAAAGUUCCAAUCAUCACGCAAAAUGAAAAUGGACCUUGUCCCCUCCUAGCAAUUAUGAAUGUUCUGCUGCUGAAAGGGAAGGUGAAAUUGGCACCCAUGCUAGAAAUGAUCACAUCCGAACAACUCAUGACUUACCUGGGAGAGUGCAUUUUUGAAAACAUGCCACAGGAUUUGUCCGAGACAACAAGAGCUAACUAUGAACAAAAUAUGCAAGAUGCCAUGGGUGUUAUGUACAAGCUACAGACUGGACUGGACGUUAAUGUCAAGUUUACUGGUGUUGGAGAUUUUGAGUACACCUCUGAGUGCAUCAUAUUUGACCUGCUAGAGCUUUCCCUGUACCACGGCUGGCUGGUGGACCCCCAGGACGCGGAGACGGUGAAGGCUGUGAACCAGUGCAGUUACAACCAGCUGGUGGAGAAGAUUAUUUCCCUGAAGCAUUCGGAGCAGGAGGACAAUGUCACCUACGCCCUGAUAGCGGAACAGUUCCUUGACCGCACGGCUUCCCAGCUGACCUACCACGGCCUAUGUGAGCUCUCCUCUCAUGUGAAGGAGAAGGAGCUCUGUGUCUUCUUCAGGAACAACCAUUUCAACACUCUGUACAAGCAUAAUAAUGAGCUGUUCUUGCUGGUGACGGACCAGGGCUUCCUCACGGAGCGGAACGUGGUGUGGGAGACGCUCUCCAACGUGGACGGCGACUGCCACUUUGUGGACGGCAGCUUCCGCACCUACACCAAGCCUGCGGCCUCCACAGAGCCCAUUCCUGACCCCAGCGUGCCCGUCGGUAGCGCCGAGCAGAUUGACCACGAUUACCAAGUGGCGCUCUUCUUGCAAGAGGAGGCGGCUGCGCAACCCCAACAGCCCACUUGGGGAGGCUUCCAGCAGGAAAAUGCAGCCAUUGCUCAGGCAGACCUGGAGUUUGCGAUGCAGCUGCAGGAGGAGGAGAACCGUAUGGCACUUGCUGAGCAGCAGAGAGCCGCGACCGGCCCCGCAGCGCAAGCGCCUAGGCACCAUCAGGGUCAAGGUCGGCCGGUCGCCGCAGCCGGUGGUCCUGCGCCGGAGGCGCAACAACAGCAACGCAGGUCAGGUGACAGGGACCGAUCGGAGCGCAGAGAGAAAGAAGGCCGAGAUUGCUGCAUUCUCUGACGCUGGCCACGACCUUCGACCUGUGUGACCUCCCCUCCAGUCUGUGCAAGCUGUGGCUGUGAUGCUGAAUCUUGUGAUAGCCCUCAUUCCUCUGCCC
Molecule: messenger RNA, 2509 nt
Organism: Aplysia californica (California sea hare)
Lineage: Eukaryota; Metazoa; Mollusca; Gastropoda; Aplysiida; Aplysiidae
Product: ubiquitin carboxyl-terminal hydrolase MINDY-1
Exons: 10
Coding region: 421-2412 (663 amino acids)
Biological process (GO): protein K48-linked deubiquitination
Cellular component (GO): cell periphery; cytosol
Molecular function (GO): cysteine-type carboxypeptidase activity; K48-linked deubiquitinase activity; cysteine-type deubiquitinase activity
Source: RefSeq, a predicted model, not a curated record